This is a messenger RNA of Salmo salar (Atlantic salmon), 2015 nucleotides long. The record is from RefSeq and is a predicted model, not a curated record. NCBI's taxonomy places the organism in Eukaryota, Metazoa, Chordata, Actinopteri, Salmoniformes, Salmonidae.
UAACCACACGCUGCCUCCCUCCUGUUACUUCACUGCAGCACUCGGCAACAGCAGCACUGGGCAACAGCAGCACCACUUAGCGGGAGACACACAGUAACCCGGCUUUUCCCCUCCUCUCUCUCUCUCUCUCUCUCUCUCUCUCUCUCUCUCUCUCUCUCUCUCUCUCUCUCUCUCUCUUUCUCUCUCUUUCUCUUUCUCUCUCUCUUUCUCUCUCUCUCUCUCUCUCUCUGUGUGCGUACUCAGCAGAGCUCUCCUCUCUCUCACUCCUGCGGCGUAUUACAGUUUUGGUUUAAGUGGACACCGGCUCGCUCCUCGCCCACUGCCUCUGCAUGACUGUCACAAAGAUGUCAUGGCGUCCGACAUACCGAAGCUCCAAGUUUCGAAACGUCUAUGGCAAAGUGGCCAACCGAGAGCACUGCUUUGACGGCAUUCCCAUCACCAAGAACGUCCAUGACAACCACUUCUGUGCCGUCAAUGCCAAGUUCCUGGCCAUCGUCACGGAGAGUGCCGGUGGAGGGUCCUUUAUCGUUAUCCCUGUCUCCCAGGCCGGCCGCAUCGACCCCCACCACCCCAAAGUGUGUGGCCACCAAGGCAAUGUCCUGGACAUCAAAUGGAAUCCCUUCUUUGAAAACAUCAUAGCUUCCUGCUCUGAAGAUUCCUCUGUACGAGUAUGGGAGAUCCCAGAGGGAGGGCUGAGGCGAAAUAUGACAGAGGCCAUGAUGGAGCUGUAUGGACACAGCAGGCGUGUGGGCCUCAUCGAGUGGCACCCCACCAGCAGUGGAAUCCUCUUCAGCGCUGGCUAUGACUAUAAGAUCCUGAUCUGGAACCUGGAGAUAGGUGAGCCGGUGAAGAUGAUCGACUGUCACUCUGACGUCAUCGUGUGUAUGUCCUUCAACACAGACGGCAGCCUGCUGGCCACCAGCUGUAAGGACAAGAAGCUGCGUGUCAUCGAGCCCCGCUCCGGGAGAGUCUUACAGCACGCCAGCUGUAAGAACCACAGGGUGAACAGAGUGGUGUUCCUGGGCAACAUGAAGCGGCUGCUGACAACAGGUGUGUCCCGGUGGAACACCAGACAGAUUGCACUGUGGGAUCAGGAGGACCUGUCUAUGCCCAUGGUAGAAGAGGAGAUAGACGGUCUCUCAGGGCUGCUGUUUCCUUUCUAUGAUGCAGACACACACAUGCUGUACCUGGCAGGAAAGGGCGAUGGCAACAUCCGUUACUAUGAGAUCACCACAGAGAAGCCCUGCCUGCAGUAUCUCAUGGAGUUCCGCUCCCCUGCCCCACAGAAAGGCCUUGGUGUGAUGCCUAAACAUGGGCUGGACGUAACGGCCUGCGAGGUGUUUCGCUUCUACAAGCUGGUGACGCUGAAGGGGCUGAUCGAGCCCAUCUCCAUGAUAGUACCAAGAAGGUCAGAGACGUACCAGGAGGACAUCUAUCCAAUGACGGCAGGGACCGAGCCUGCCCUCUCAGCCAAUGACUGGUUGAGUGGUAUCAACCGAGACCCAGUGUUAAUGUCCCUGAAGAAGGGCUACCAGAAGCCCAACCAGCUGGUGUUCAAGGCACCGGUGAAGGAAAAGAAAGGUGUGGUGGUCAACGGCAUUGACCUGCUGGAAAAUGUGCCACCCAGGACAGAGAACGAGCUACUGAGGAUGUUCUUCAGGCAGCAGGAGGAGCUGAGAAAGCUGAAGGAGGAGCUGAACACCAAGGACGUUAAAAUACGCCAGCUGGAGCUGGAACUCAACAACCUGAGGAACGUCAGCCCCGUUGGAAACAAUGUCUGACCUCUGAUCUCUAGCUUAUGGCACCACCACCACCACGCCACGUCCAGCGUCCUCCCUCCCUUUCAUCGUGUAUCAUUUGUACUUCCUGUUGCAAUUGAUAAUGUAAUAGCCACCGGAUAAUGUAAAUACUGAUUAUAACGUUUGUGUAACAGUUUUUGUUAUCGAUAAUGUAAUCAUAUUGACAUCACUGUUAAAUCCCUCAAUUGAUAACAUAAUAACCAACUGAUAAUAUAA